Messenger RNA from Anolis sagrei ordinatus, 4553 nucleotides. Lineage: Eukaryota; Metazoa; Chordata; Lepidosauria; Squamata; Anolidae. The record is from RefSeq and is a predicted model, not a curated record.
UAGGCUAUGUCUGUUAAGCUGAAAUGCUCAGAAAAUGAUCCAAAUUGAUACCCCGAACCAAGUGGCUUCUGAUGAAAUCAUUAAGGAGCUGUGCACUUCUAAUGGACUGUCUUAUGAGAGAGUUGAGCAAGAAGGAACUUCAGUCACAAGCCUAGAGAUGUUUUUCUCCGGCUACCCAAAAAUAGUUGGCUUGUCAUAUUUCCCCAAUUUAACAAGGCUAACUCUUGUUAGGCAGAACAUCCAAAACAUCUCUGACCUGGAGAACUGCCCAUUAUUGAAAGAGCUGUGGGUGGCAGAGUGCUGCUUGACAAAAAUUGCUGGUUUAGAAAAAUGUGUUCUUUUGCAAAAGCUUUGCCUCUACUGCAAUAUGAUUCCAGUUAUUGAAAAUCUGGAGACACUAACAAGGCUGGAGGUUCUUUGGCUGAAUGGGAACCAGAUUAAAGAAAUAGAGGGGCUGAAUGCACUGCAGAAACUGAAAGACCUCAAUUUGGCUGGGAAUCUCAUUAAUAAACUAGGAUAUUGCUUGGAUCCAAGUGGAAAAAUAGAAAAACUAAACCUGUCUGGAAAUCAAAUAUGUUCCUUCAAAGAAAUCACCAACCUGGCCAGACUACCUCAUUUAACAGACCUGUGCCUGAAUGAUCCCCAGUAUGACCCCAACCCUGUCUGUUUUCUUUGCAAUUAUGCGACGCAUGUGCUGUAUCAUCUCCCUCAGCUUCAAAGACUUGACACUUAUGAGGUAUCCCCCAAACAGAUCAAGGACCUGGCAGAGACCACAGUGUUGAAAAAGGUGAUGUAUUACAACAUGCGUAUCAAGUGCACCCACAGGCAACUAAAUGAAGAACUUGAGAAGCUGAAAGAAAGGAAGUCCAAGUUACAGAAGUUGCCAGAAGAUCGUAUUAAACUUUUCACCUGCAAUGUCAAGAACCUGGAACAAGAACUGUCAGAACUUCAAACAUCUGGCAAAAUGCAAGCGUGCAAAUCUAUUUCCAAUCAAGACUUUGAAUGUGAAAAGUCAGAUGAAGAAGCUGGGAGUUCAGAUGAGGGCCAGGAAGAAAACAGUCUUGAGCAGCAGUUUUUGCAUAAAUUAGAGUGCCUGAGAAGAAGAAUAAACUUCUGGAACAAAAAAUUAGAGGAAAUUGAGGCCAUUUAUCAAGUUGAAGUCAAGAAGAAGAAGAAAAACAGUAAUUUGGCAGUGCAGUUUUUACUUACUGAAUUGGAAUCGGUGGGGAAUAUACGCUUUGAAGAAGGUUCACCAAGUGAUGCCUGGUUUAAUUCCUGCUAUGAGUUAAUUCUCUCACGAUUUUGUGCCUGGGACUUCAAACCAUACGGCAUCACAGGAGUGAAAGUAAACCGUGUCAUUAGGGUGCACAAUCGGAUGCUGCGGCUGAGAUUUGAGGAUAAGUUCCAGCAAUUUUUGGACAGAGAAGAUUUAAAUGAGUCCAUGAACUACAGGAAGAUGCUGGAAUAUCUCUUCUAUAUAUAUCCCCCUGAAACGCCCUUGAAGAAAAAGCAAUUGAUCCAAAUCUUAGAGGAAGGGUUCCAAGAAACAAAAAAGAUGUCUGAAUGUGAAGAAGCCGUUCUGCUCACAAACAGCCUAAGUAUCUGCGAAUGUCCAAGAAUUGAGUAUUUGCAAAAACAAGCCAGAAGUAAAGGGGAACCGGAAGAUCUGCCCAGGCAUGGGAAACUCAUAAUUGCAAAAGUCUUCCUUGGGCAUAGGACUCAAGCUCGUGACAUGGACCCAAUCACUCGGGUCAACUAUGCCAGAGCCAAUUCUGUGUUCAGACCUCGCAAGCCCUCCCAAAAUGGCACCCGUACAUCCUGCAGUGGGAUUCUGGAUCAGCAAGAGAAACCAAAAGAGAUUUGCUCUUCCGCGGAGUUCAGGGACUGUGACUGCAGCCUCCGACAGUGUGAGUGGUUUCUGUUUGAUCACGAGCUGGUUUUGCCAGAGUACAUCGUUGAGUUUGAGUACAUCACAUUGGUCAAAGUAGAAGCCCUGUUCUCUUCACUCAACAAUGUGAUUGGGGAAGAAGGAAGGAAACAUGGAGCAGGCUUUGUGCUCUCCCGAGAUCUGCAGCGCGAUGAGGAGGUUUUAAGCAUGGAGCCUGUCAUUAAGCCCAGGCCCAAAAUAGUUUGCUUGGAUGAAAAAACUAUGCUAGCUGUUGCAAAGGCCAAUAUUUGCAGUCAGAUAACGGUUCUGGACCUGCACGGGAAUAGGCUGAGCAAACUCCGAGACAUCUCCAAGCUAACUGGACUUCGCAAGCUUGUUGUCAGUUUUAAUGAGUUCACUUGCUUAGAUGAUGUUUAUCACUUGCCAAACCUGGAAUAUUUUGAUGCCAGUCACAACCAUGUCAUCACCCUUGAAGGCAUUCGGGGCCUGAACAAGUUGAAGCAUUUGGACUUGAGCUGGAACCAGCUGAAAAGAGCAGGGGAAGAAAUCAGUGUCUUGCGGAAACAUACACCAGCAGUCCUCAGUUUGGCUAUCAGGCAUAACCCAUGGCAUAAGCCAGCCUCCGUGCGGUUGAGCGUGAUUGGCCAGCUGAAGGCUCUAACACACCUGGAUGGAGUUCUGAUUACAGAAGAGGAGGCAGCAGCCGCAGCUCAGUUUGUAGCGAAGUCAAAAAUCACUCAGGAGUCUCUGGUGGAGCAUUCACGGACAGACCAAGAAAAGCUGCAUGUGCUCAGCAUCCUUCCUUAUGCCAAAAUCUUGAGCCAGAUUAGCAAGAACAGAGUGGACCUGUUUGAGAACAACUGGUUUUCUAAGAUAACUGUGUUAGACCUAGACGGACAACAUCUUUAUAAAAUUAGUGGUAUAGAAAAAUUAGAGAAUUUACGGUGGGCAUCAUUUAGCAACAAUAAUCUCACCAGAACAGAAGGACUGGAUUGCUGCCAUAAUCUGGAGGAACUCACAUUAGAUGGGAACUGCAUCACCACCUUAGAAGGCAUUUCAAAACUCUCCAAACUUAUUCGACUCAGUGCCAACAACAAUCAUCUCACCAGCUUGGACAGGAAUGUGUUCAGUAACCUGUCACAUCUCCAUUAUCUCUCUCUUGAGAACAACCGGAUCACAUCGCUGGUGGGUUUGCAGAAGGCCUAUGCACUGAUUGAAGUCUACAUAAGCAACAACUAUGUGUCUUCCAACCAAGAAAUAUAUCAGCUGAAGGGGCUAAACAACCUGGUCAUCCUGGACAUGUAUGGAAAUCUGAUUGUUUGGAAGCAGGAAAACUACCGCCUCUUUGUUAUUUUCCAUAUCCCAUCCCUGAAAGCCUUGGAUGGUAUUGCUGUGGAACCAGCUGAAACUGAAAGCGCUAAAGAUUUAUUUGGUGGCAAACUUAAUGCUGACAUGGUUGCAGAAAGGCUGGGACAUUCAAACUUCAGCAAAAUGCAAGAAUUAAACUGGACUGCCUCUAUGAUCAGAAUGGUGGACCUUGUUCCAGCAGAGGAGUUUAAAAAUAUCACCAGUGUGAAUUUGCAGAACAACAAUCUCACAUCUUUCAGUGGUUUGGUCUUCCUCCCAAAUGUCAAGGUUCUUUGCCUAAACUACAAUCACAUUGAAUCUAUCCUUCCUAGACAGAAACCUUCCAGCCACUUAACAAACAGGCAACUACUGUAUCAGAAAGUGUCGUCCAGUGGCUAUGGGCAGCAAGGGGCUUCCAAAAGCAACAAGGAUGUGGGAUUGAGCGAAAGUUUGUCUCCAUUAAUGGAAAGUCUAGAAGUUCUCCACUUGGGCUACAAUGGAAUUACCAAUUUGGCAACGCUUCAGCUCGGUAGGCUAAAAAACCUGAGGUUUCUGUUUUUACAAGGCAAUGAGAUCAGCCAGAUUGAGGGACUCGAUGGUCUGCAACUUCUUCAGGAGUUGGUGCUAGACCAUAACAAAGUGAAAACAAUCCAUGAGAGUUCAUUCUCCAAACUCAGCUCUCUGGUGGCCCUUCAUUUGGAGGAGAACCGGCUGCGGGAACUGAACCAUUUGAACCCUUUGAGCAAACUGCAGAAGCUUUUCCUCGGUCUCAAUAGAAUUCAGGAGUUGACGGAACUUGAAAAACUCGAUUGUCUUCCUUGCAUUAAGGAGCUCUCAAUAUAUGGAAAUCCUGUAUCCCGUAAGAUCUGCCAUCGUCCACUUCUUAUAUUUCGCUUGCCGAAUCUUCAGGUGUUGGAUGGAAUAACUGUCAGCCCGGAAGAGAGGGCCAGAGCCGAAAUCCAUUUGCUGGAACAGCAAAUCUUUCCUUCAGCUAACUCUCCAAUGGACUCUGGAUUCCCUGGAUUGCAACUCAGUUUCUCCAAACCUUGCCCCAUGAAGAUCGCCAACAUUGCCAGUGUAAGCCUACAGGGAGGCGUCGGCCACCUGUGCGGCACUGAUUUCAUCUUUCCUCAUUCUGCUGACGAAACAGUUGGAACCGAGACCAACAAAAGCAAGAAAUCAAAGAAUGCCGCUGUGGGAUCCUGUAUUCCUCGGAGCAUCCAUGCGGAAAUGGCCACCAGACAAGCCAGAGGUGCAUCAGCUAACCCUCCAAGCCACGCAUCGUCCCAAGCUGGUCCUUCCCGAACAACGUGAAGAG